Messenger RNA from Artibeus jamaicensis (Jamaican fruit-eating bat), 2202 nucleotides. RefSeq names its product calcium voltage-gated channel auxiliary subunit gamma 6 (gene CACNG6). Gene Ontology annotation, molecular function: calcium channel regulator activity. The record is from RefSeq and is a predicted model, not a curated record. The transcript is spliced from 4 exons. The coding region runs from base 1129 to 1908 and encodes 259 amino acids. Gene Ontology annotation, cellular component: membrane; L-type voltage-gated calcium channel complex. Lineage: Eukaryota; Metazoa; Chordata; Mammalia; Chiroptera; Phyllostomidae. Gene Ontology annotation, biological process: regulation of calcium ion transmembrane transport via high voltage-gated calcium channel; calcium ion transport.
AGGCCGCCGCGAGCGCAGCGCAGGUCCCACGGCUCGGCAGCAGGCGGUGUGGAGUCCACGGUUCGGAGGAUCGCGGAGCUGGGGCCGCCGCGGCGCCCAGGCAGGAGGGCGAGAGGGGUCCCUGCCCGGGAGCCCGGGGUGGGAGGCCUGCGGGAGGCGCCCGGCCUGCUGCCAGGCCUGGAGCGGUCCCGGCCGGGCAGGCCCUGGGAGCCCGGGGGAGGGAGAGCCGGGUGAUCCUGCAGGAUCGCAGCGUCCCUUCGGGGUCCCUGCUGCCGUUGGAACGGCGGGAGGUCCCUGUCUUCUUCCAUUUCCGGAGCCGCGGAGCAGAGCGCAGCCUCUCUGAGCCCCAGUGGGGACCCCAAGUCCCCCCCACCAGCCCUGGGGGAACCCUCAGCCCCCUUCUCUGGACUCCGCUGUGCCCCUCAGCCAUCCGUCCCCUGUCUUAGGCCCAGUACAGACCUUUUAUCUCUGUUCUCGGAAUUCCAGCAGGUCCCCAGCCCCCCCCCCCUUUUCUGAACCCCAGCCAAGACUCUGCUAUUUCCUUCUGUGAAUGCUGGGGGUGGCCUGUGUGAGACCCAGAAGAAGUUCGGAUCUCCCUCCUAAACCCCAGAGGAGACCCGACUCCUACCUCCUCAGACUCUGAGCCCCAAAGAAGCCAGGCGGGACCUCUUUUCGAACGCACGGAGGACCUCGGCUUCCUCUCCCGGGUACCGCGAACUCUGAGCCUCGUGGGGACCCGGAGCAGUCCCUCAGAGCUUCGGGUGACACUCACCCUCCCCACCCCCCAUCCUACCUGUGGAGCCUUUGGGUUUCCUCCUUGGCACCCAAGUUCUAGCUCGGAGCUCAGGGGACCUUGAUUUUCCCCUGGAUUCCCUCCUCUUGGCUGAGUUUCUGCGGACACCCCAGGCCCUUUGCGGAACCCGAGAAGGUUCCUCAACACCCGGGGGCGGCCGGAUCUCGUUUUUUUUUGGUUUUUUCCUACUCUGAGAUCCAGAGGCACCCUCGGCUUUCCCGUGUGAGGUUCCAGGGAGAUUCAGAAAUUCCUUUUUUUAUAGUCCAGUGGAAGCAGCGCCGCCCCCGCCCCCGCCCCCUCCCAGCCCUCUCCGUUCAGCUUCCCCACAUCGGAUAAUGAUGUGGUCCAACUUCUUAAUGCAAGAGGAGAACCGGCGGCGCGCCGAGGCCGGGCGGCGGGGGCGCGGGCAGGGCCUCCCGGGGCUGUCGCCGGAGCAGGAGGGGAAGGUGAAGCUGGUGCUGCUGCUGACCGCGGUGGGCGCCACGCUGGCCGUGCUGGCCGUGGGCACGGAGUUCUGGGUGGAGCUCAACACCUUCAAGACCAACGGCAGUGCCGUGUGCGACGCUGCGCACCUGGGGCUGUGGAAGAUGUGCACAAAGCGACUGUGGCUGGCGGACGUGCCCGCGGGCAGGGAGACGUGUGGCCCCGCGGAGCUGCCCGGAGAAGCCAACUGCACCUAUUUUAAAUUCUUCACCACCGGGGAGAAUGCACGCAUCUUCCAGAGAACCACAAAGAAAGAGGUGAACCUGGCAGCUGCGGUGAUAGCAGUGGUGGGCCUGGCAGUCAUGGCCCUGGGGUGCCUCUGCAUCAUCAUGGUGCUCAGCAAAGGCGCAGAGUUUCUGCUCCGAGUUGGGGCUGUCUGCUUUGGCCUCUCAGGUCUGCUGCUCCUGGUCAGCCUGGAGGUGUUCCGGCAUUCCGUGCGAGCCCUUCUGCAGAGUGUCAGCCCAGAACCUCCCCCAGCUCCGGCCCUGGCCUAUGAGUACUCCUGGUCUCUGGGCUGUGGAGUGGGGGCCAGCCUCGUCCUGCUGCUGGGGGGCCUCUGCUUUCUCCUGCUCACCCUGCCCCCCUGGCCCUGGGGCUCCUUCUGUCCCAAGCAGGGGCACAGGGCCACCUAGGGCCAUCCUUGAGCUUUCUCUAAGCUCCUUCUAAAACCCUUUUUUUUUUUAAACCCUUGUCCCGUCAAAAUCUUUUGCCCCAUGUCUUGGAGAAACUGUCUUCCUUGGGCUGGGGCCCAAAUUGUUUGCACAGACCCGAAUUGUUUGGGCAUCUCUCAUACCCUCAUCUUUUCCCUCUGUAAAUAUGUUUUCCUCAGUGGCUGAAUUUGGGUCGCUUAGGGGUGGGGUGGGGAGAGGCAUUUUGCAAACGAGGGUCCCCAGGGAAGGUUGUUGGGGACCUGAUGGGGUAGCUAG